Messenger RNA from Osmerus eperlanus (European smelt), 2115 nucleotides. It is a transcript of the gene nmt2, whose product is annotated as N-myristoyltransferase 2. Gene Ontology annotation, cellular component: cytoplasm. NCBI's taxonomy places the organism in Eukaryota, Metazoa, Chordata, Actinopteri, Osmeriformes, Osmeridae. The transcript is spliced from 12 exons. Gene Ontology annotation, biological process: N-terminal peptidyl-glycine N-myristoylation. Bases 45 to 1520 code for a protein of 491 amino acids. Gene Ontology annotation, molecular function: glycylpeptide N-tetradecanoyltransferase activity. The record is from RefSeq and is a predicted model, not a curated record.
CUCCUCCUCUUUAACGGUAGUUUUUUUCUACAUUUUCAUCCGUGAUGGCGGAGGACAGCGAAUCUGCAGCCAGCCAGCAGAGCUUGGAGCUGGAUGACCAGGACACCUGCGGUAUCGACGGGGACAACGAAGAGGAGAAUGAACACAUGCAAGGUAGUCCAGGAGGAGAUUUGGGAGCUAAAAAGAAAAAGAAGAAACAGAAGAGGAAGAAAGAGAAGCCAAGUUCAGGAGGAACAAAGUCUGACUCUGCCUCCGACUCUCAGGAGAUGAAGAACCCCGGUCUCCCCAUGCAGAAGCUCCAAGACAUUCAGAGGGCCAUGGAGCUGCUGUCAUGCCAGGGUCCAGCCAAGAGCAUCGACGAGGCAUCCAAACACAAGUACCAGUUUUGGGACACACAGCCUGUACCCAAACUCAAUGAGGUGGUGACCAGCCAUGGGCCCAUUGAAGCAGACAAGGAGCACAUGAGGCAGGAGCCGUACUCCCUCCCCCAGGGCUUCAUGUGGGACACGCUGGACCUCAGCAGUGCAGAUGUGCUGAAGGAGUUGUACACGCUGUUGAAUGAAAACUACGUGGAGGACGAUGACAACAUGUUCAGAUUUGACUACUCGCCCAACUUCCUCAAAUGGGCGCUGCGUCCCCCUGGCUGGCUACCUCAGUGGCACUGUGGAGUGAGAGUGUCCUCUAACAAGAAGCUGGUGGGCUUCAUCAGUGCUGCUCCUGCUGACAUCCACAUCUAUGACAUGUUAAAGAGGAUGGUAGAGAUCAACUUCCUGUGCGUCCACAAGAAGCUGCGUUCGAAGCGCGUGGCUCCAGUCCUGAUCAGAGAGAUCACACGGAGGGUGAACCUGGAGGGGAUCUUCCAGGCGGUCUACACAGCAGGAGUGGUCCUGCCCAAGCCCGUGUCCACGUGCAGGUACUGGCAUCGGUCUCUGAACCCCAGGAAGCUAGUGGAGGUCAAGUUCUCCCACCUGAGCAGAAACAUGACCCUACAGCGAACCAUGAAACUCUACAGACUACCAGAUAGCACAAAGACCCCAGGGCUCCGUCCGAUGGAGAGGCGGGAUGUCAGCCAGCUCACAGAGCUGCUUCAGAAACACCUGAGGCGUUUCCAGCUGGCGCCCUCUAUGGGAGAGGAGGAAGUGGCUCACUGGUUCCUGCCUCAGGACAACAUCAUAGACACGUUUGUGGUGGAGGGUGCUGGUGGUGUGUUGACUGACUUCACCAGCUUCUACACCCUGCCCUCCACGGUGAUGCACCACCCGCUCCACAGGAGCCUGAAGGCUGCGUACUCCUUCUACACUGUCCACACACGCACUCCUCUGCUGGAGCUGAUGAACGACGCACUGAUACUGGCCAAACUGAAAGGCUUUGAUGUGUUCAACGCUCUGGACCUGAUGGAGAACAAGGUUUUCCUGGAGAAGCUCAAGUUUGGCAUCGGAGACGGGAACCUGCAGUAUUACCUCUACAACUGGAGAUGCCCUCCCAUGGACCCUGAGAAGGUCGGCCUGGUACUACAGUAACAAGGCUGGUGUGGGCUGCUUCACACUGAUCUGCAGGUCCAUCAUCAGUUCCGACAUCAGACUUUUCCCCAACCAGGACACAGUUAGUCCUGUUCUCCACAGGACGACUACAGAGCAGUGAUGGAAAGCCUGUCUUUUGGAGAAGCUCUCCAAGCUUGUGUUGGCGUCAUGGAAACCAUUCUCUCAUAAGCAAAUGAUAACUCUUCAUCAAUAUCUUGAAUGUGAAAUUAUGCUCUGCCUGAGAUACUCAGACCAUACAGUACUAAAAACACACACACACACACACACCCAUACAGUACUAAAAACACACACACACACACCCAUACAGUACUUAAAACACACACUCGGACAGUACUUAAACACACACACACAAAAACAUUCACACUUACAGAAUAUGUAAGUAAGCAUGUACACAUACAUCAACUUACACACAGCCAUGUGCACACACGCACGCAACAAGGAAGAACAGACUUGCAUCCCAAAAGAAUCACAUGGUUUUUGUCAGUUUGAGAAAGCAGAAAUGUAGUCACCUGUACAUGUAAUGCCAGAUAAUAUGUAUUCCUGUAGUAAAGGGCCGGAGGGUUGACAGAACAGA